Molecule: messenger RNA, 1449 nt
Organism: Parnassius apollo (apollo)
Lineage: Eukaryota; Metazoa; Arthropoda; Insecta; Lepidoptera; Papilionidae
Source: the annotation of a GenBank genome assembly
AUGGUGCGAGCUGAGACUGGAACGGGACGAUGGUGGGCAGCAGGAUGUUCGAGCUAUGUGCUGGUGGCAACAGUGGCAGGCUCCCUGCUGCCUCUCGACACCGAACGUCUUCGAGCCAGCGUCGGCGGCUUCGCGGUCAUGAAUUGCCACCUCGACUUUCCCUUCGGCAAUGAGAUACCUUAUCAUUUACAGUGGGAUAAGGAUGGAGAGACCAUCUUCUCGUGGUACAGUGGGGACGAGGCGCCGCGUGUUGCGGACCGGUGGGGCGGGCGGCUGCGGCGGCUGGGCGACGGCCAGCUGGGGCUCGGCCGCGGCUCCAUCAACGUGAGCGCUGUGCGCGAGACCGACGCCGGCCUCUACCGUUGCCGAGUCAUCUUUCCUAACCGUUCGCCGCCUGCUCGUAAUAACGGCACCUUCUACUAUCUAGACGUGGACGGUGGGAAUCUGAUUGUGACACCUCCGAUGAACGCUACUGUACUAGAAGGUGAUCGCGCCGAGCUCGAAUGCUUACCUAAGGACCCCGCAUCUGUAGUGCAGUGGUACAAGGAUAGCGCUGUCCUCAGUGAGCUGCCUGAGUUGGCGGAACGCUCGGAGCUUCCGCCGAACGGCAGUCUUGUGAUACGUCACGCAGUUAGCACCGAUCUCGGCGAGUACGAGUGUCGCUUGAGUGCACCCGAUGGACAAACGCAAAGCGCCAGUGCAUUUCUCGACGUACAGUAUAAGGCAAAAGUGGUCUAUUCACCCAAAGAGCGCUAUCUCCCGUUCGGCAAACCUGCGAGUCUAGAUUGUCAUUUUAGCGCAAAUCCACCUUUGACAAAUCUACGAUGGGAAAAAGACGGCUUUCUUUUCGAUCCUUACAACGUGCCUGGCGUGUUCUAUAGCAUGAACGGCAGUCUAUUAUUCAACCGAGUAGACGAGUCGCACGAGGGCGUGUACUCGUGCACGCCGUACAACGCGCUGGGCUCAGAGGGCCCGUCAGCGGGCGUGCGCGUGCGCGUGUCGCGCGCGCCGGCGCUGGCGCUGCGGCCGCAGCCGCUGUACCUGGCGCGCCUCGGCGCCUCGCUGGCGCUGCCGUGUGCCGCCGCGCCGCAGCCACACCUCGCGCCCGUGCUGCGCUGGACCAGGGUGCGUACAAACCCCUGCGGCCGCAGCCGCUCUACCUGCCGCGCCUCGGCGCCUCGCUGGCGCUGCCGUGUGCCGCCACGCCGCAGCCACAUCUCGCGCCCGUGCUGCGCUGGACCAGGGUGCGUACAAACCCCUGCGGCCGCAGCCGCUCUACCUGCCGCACCUCGGCGCCUCGCUGGCGCUGCCGUGUGCCGCCGCGCCACAGCCACACCUCGCGCCCGCGCUGCGCUGGACCAGGGUGCGUACAAACCCCUGCGGCCACAGCCGCUGUACCUGGCAUGCCUCAGCGCCUCGCUGGCUCUGCCGUGUGCCGCCACGCUGUAG